Messenger RNA from Amyelois transitella, 1263 nucleotides. RefSeq lists its product as uncharacterized. The record is from RefSeq and is a predicted model, not a curated record. The transcript is spliced from 3 exons. NCBI's taxonomy places the organism in Eukaryota, Metazoa, Arthropoda, Insecta, Lepidoptera, Pyralidae. The coding region runs from base 742 to 1224 and encodes 160 amino acids.
UAGGCAACCAAGUUACUGUUUGUUUCCCUAAUAAAGAUAAAAAAAAUAAAAAAAUUAAAGUAUUAUAUACGAGUGCUAUUGAUAUGAUGUUCAACAUCACGGGCGAAGCUGAGGGUAAAAGCUUGUAUUCCAAAAAUGUCGACAGCCCGUGAUCACAUUUUUGAUAUUUCAGUUUGGUAAGUUAGUAGACUAUAAGUUUGAUGCUCACUAGGUCGAAAACAAACAUUUACCAAAAAUAGGUGUCUCUAGUUUCAGUUUUCUACUUCUAAGUGCCUAAAUACAUAAUAUGAAUGAAUGAACAAAAAUUUCUUUAGUGCCCACAAAAAAGAACAAUGUUGUGAAAGCAGGAAAUACCUAGAUGUGGUACAAUGGGUACAUGUACAAUAUCAGAUACAUAGGUUAGUAUUUAAAAAUAAUCUAUCAUUCGUUCCAUAAGUGACGUAAACAAAUUAUCAAUCACGCUUAAUCCUGUAAUACAUAGAGGUAUAUUUACAAAUAAAAUACAAUUUGACAAAGUUCUUUAUUCUGGUGAGCAAAAUCGGAACUAAACCCCUUCAUAAUUAUUUGGAAUUAUUCCUAGAAAACUUGUCGACUACAGCGCCACCAUGAGCUGUAAAAUAGAUUGGCGGUCGUAAAAAGAUGAGGUUGGGUCAUCGGGGCCCUCUGAAUUGAGAUAAGACAAUAUAUAAACACAAGUUUUCCUAAUACCCACAUCAUAACAGAAGUUUAGAAACUAGCAUCAUGGCUUUCAAAAUUGCGUGUUUGGUUCUGGGGCUAACUGUAGCUUGCAAUGCCUACCCUCAUGGUUACGGCAGCGGCAGUGGUCUGGGCAGUAGCCACGGCCACGGCGGUCUUGAAGGAGGCCAAGGCGGUUUUGGAGGCAGCCAAGGCGGCUUAGGCGGUGGUCACGGGAGCCACGGAGGAUUUGGAGGUCAAAGUGGGCAGGGCGGAUUCGGCGGCGGCCACGGCGGUAGCCAAGGUUUUGGUGGCAGCCAGGGCGGGUUCGGUGGGAGCAAGGGAGGGUUCGGCAGCAACCAGGGUGGGUUUGGAGGCGGACACGGGGAUAGCCAUGGUUUUGGCGGCCAUGAACAUGGGCUAGGUGGUCACAGCGGCAGUCAGGGCGGAUUUGGAAGUCAGGGUGGUUUCGGCGGCAGUCAGGGCGGAUUUGGAGGUCAGGGUGGUCACCACGGACACCAGGGAGGAUACCAACAACACGGCUAUUAGAUAAUGUUAUUUGUUUCUUAUUAAAUAAAGUUUUACAGU